Molecule: messenger RNA, 1702 nt
Organism: Polypterus senegalus (gray bichir)
Lineage: Eukaryota; Metazoa; Chordata; Cladistia; Polypteriformes; Polypteridae
Product: signal-transducing adaptor protein 1-like
Exons: 12
Coding region: 71-1117 (348 amino acids)
Molecular function (GO): signaling adaptor activity
Source: RefSeq, a predicted model, not a curated record
GCCUGCCGUGUUCGGCUCAGAACCGCCGGAAUUAACCAACGUUACCGGAUUGUGCGGAGAAACCGAAGCUAUGGCACCCGCCAAGAAGUCGACCUUGCCACCCAGUUACUUUGAAGGCUUCAUCGAAAAGGAUGGCAAGACGGUGUGGACUUGUCUAAGAGGAAAUACCCUGUACUUUUACGAGGACAUCAAGAAACCCACAUACACUGAGAAACUGGAACUUGGGAACUUUGUGUCGCUCACCGAAAAUCAAACCUUUGGCAAGAAAAAUAUGCCGCCAACCAUGAUGCUAAACCUGACAGACUGCAGUGUGAAUCUGAAGGCAACAAGUUUGGAGGCCCACAAGCAGUGGAAGGGAUUCAUCCUCUCUGUGGUGCAGCUGGAAGUACCCCGUUGCCUCACUCUUCUCCCAGGACAAAUCCAUGCCCUUCAAGAUGUGGUGUUACAAGAGACAAAACGUCAGAACAUGCUAAAACAGACAUUCAAACCACCCGAUACAGAAAUGGAGAACAACUAUGUGGAUGUGCUCAACAUUAUGCCAAAGUGCUUCUACCAAGUGUCCCGUACAGAGGCGGAGAACCUGCUGCGUAGACAUUCUCAAUUUGGUAAUCUGCUCCUUCGACCAAGCAAUGACGGAAUUUCCAAAGCCAUCACCACAUGCCUAGAGCACCAAGGGGCCACAAAAAUGAUGCACUAUCUGGUCAAACCAUCAGACGAUGGCUUCAUCCUUGAUGUGAUCCCACCGAUUGUCCGCAAGUCCCUACAGGACAUCAUUGAUGCCUUUAUUGAGAAGACAGAAAACACAACAUUACCUCUGAUCUUGGACCAAAGCUACGAGGACACAAUCAGUUUUUUCAAGGCAGAAGAGGAAAGCGGUGAACAUGUUUUGCAGAAAGCUACAGGGAGUUCUGUGCCCUUGGAAAAUAAAGAACCUCUGAAAAACAAGACCCCAGACAAGCCACCUCGCACAAAUCCCAAGGUUAAGCCAUUUCCUGCUCUACCUACGAAAAACAAUGAAAAGGCACAAACAUUACCCCAAAUAAAGCCAAAGCCAAAUUUGGGUCAACAUGGUGGGUUUCAGACGUUUCUGAUGAACUUCGCCUCAGACUACAACUAAGACGGAAGCAAGUUGACUAAGCAGAGAACCAAACACAUACGUCUUCCCUGGAAUUAAACUGAAUGGUGAUUUCGCCAGGAGAUUAAAUGCCUCAAGGCUGACUAAAUGAGGCUGGAUGUGCAAGUAUGGUGAGAUACAGGUUGCGGGACUACUACUGUGACUUUAAAUUAUGCUAACAUAUCACACUUGAUCCUGCAUGCGGAGCAUACGUUUCGGUAUGACGGAAGCACCUUCUUUAUGAUGGCACCAUUACACAAAUGGGUCCCCCCCUUCUGCACCCACAGGAAAUAUGGAACAGUAGAAGCACAUUGAAAAACAAGAAGGUUCGAUUCAUGUCUCAGACGCAGGGUCAACGCUCCUCUGUCUGGAUGGUUUAAAUACUGGGGCCAUGUUAGCUUGCAAGGCAUCAAAAGACGGGAGAGGAAACCUGUGCUGUUAACUCUAUAACAUGUGGGUAACAACCCAGCUUUACAUGAAGUGCGGUGUAUGAUCAUCACAUACGAACACACUUAGUAAUUCUCAUGACUGUGCUGGUCAAAGGGUUCUGCUAUCCAAAAUGGUAAUUAAAGAUCGGUUUAUCACAGA